GAUGAACAAAAACAAAUAAUCUUUGUGUAUAUGUAAUCCUAUUAGACAUUCAUUUCCAUAUAUAACUAAAGUUUCUACAUUUAUCUCCCUUUGCCAAGCUUUUUCUAAUGAUCAUCUCAAGCGUGCCUUGUCUUCCGGUUGUCAACAAGAUGCAGGGAGAACCACAGCCGGCACAGCAAAAUCAAACGAUUCAGGCAGAACUACCAGCAUAUGAACUGCCGCCUAAAUGGAUACCAUUAGAUGAGAGACAGAAUCACCCAGACUACAAUAAUGAUCUCAGGAAGUUUUUGCCAAGAGCUCUGAAACUGAGAAGAAAUAAAACUACAGAUCAGCUUGGUUUUAAUGUAAGAGGAGGUAGAGAACACAACUGUGGAAUCUAUAUAUCAAAGGUACUUCCCAACACUGAUGCACAGAGACUAGGACUGAAGGAGGGAGACCAGAUAAUAACUGUUAAUGAAGCAGACUUCCUGAAUGUUGAACAUGCAGAGGCUGUAAAAAUUUUAAAAAGAAACUUAGAUGUGCAAUUGACUGUUAGAUAUUUUCCAUAUGGUUAUGAUAGAACAUAUGGCAAGAUACGUCCACUUCGGAGUGCCACCCAGUAGAACAUGCUGCCCUGGAUGUUAGAUAAACAGCUGCCAUUCAUUCCAAAGCCAAUACUGUUAUUAUUAGUGAUUUUUUUUCAUUAUCAUCAAACCACAUCACAAUACUCAUAUUAGAGGCAUCAUUGGAUGAAAGAUCUUUAAUUUUUUUAUUUUUAUGGGAAGCUUCAUUUUGUAUUAGUU
Lingula anatina is the source of this 782-nucleotide messenger RNA. RefSeq names its product PDZ domain-containing protein 11-like. The record is from RefSeq and is a predicted model, not a curated record. Gene Ontology annotation, molecular function: protein binding. NCBI's taxonomy places the organism in Eukaryota, Metazoa, Brachiopoda, Lingulata, Lingulida, Lingulidae.